Messenger RNA from Talaromyces stipitatus ATCC 10500, 513 nucleotides. RefSeq lists its product as uncharacterized. Lineage: Eukaryota; Fungi; Ascomycota; Eurotiomycetes; Eurotiales; Trichocomaceae. The record is from RefSeq and is a predicted model, not a curated record. Gene Ontology annotation, molecular function: oxidoreductase activity. The coding region runs from base 1 to 513 and encodes 170 amino acids. The transcript is spliced from 2 exons.
AUGCCACCGUCGACAAGACUCAAAAAUAUUCUGUUUAUCGCCAGUUUCCUCACCUUCAACAUUACCGUACCUACACUCAAUUCCAAGAUGACUCUUAUCCGAGUUGUUGUUUUCACCUACCGGAAAUCCGGCCUUACACUUGAAGAGUUCAAGAGCUAUAGUGAGCAGCAUGGUCACCUCCUCAAGCGUCUGGCUAGCGACGUUUUCCCUAUCUCGCACCGCCGCAGCUACAUUGCCCGCGAGGAGAAAGGUAGCGAUGCCGACGCAACUGAAACGACUGCGCGAAACCCCACGACACCAGCCAAACUUUUCUUGGGCCAACAGUCUGACUUCGAUUUCGAUGCUUACACCGAGUUGACCUUUGCGAGUCAAGAGGCUGUUCAGGCCUACGUGGCCAAGACGAGCCAGCCGGACAUCGCAGCUACGAUUGCGGCAGAUGAGGAGAAGUUCUUGGAUCGUCCCAAGACAGGCAUUGUUUUCCUAGGGGAUGUCACUGAAGUUAACAACGCUUAA